This is a messenger RNA of Uranotaenia lowii, 3783 nucleotides long. RefSeq lists its product as uncharacterized. Gene Ontology annotation, biological process: DNA integration; proteolysis. NCBI's taxonomy places the organism in Eukaryota, Metazoa, Arthropoda, Insecta, Diptera, Culicidae. The coding region runs from base 1 to 3783 and encodes 1260 amino acids. The record is from RefSeq and is a predicted model, not a curated record. The transcript has a single exon. Gene Ontology annotation, molecular function: aspartic-type endopeptidase activity; nucleic acid binding.
AUGGCUACCAAUGGACCGGCAAGUAUUCCACCGUCGGGUCCAUCGUUCCAAGAGACCAUUUUGCACAUCCUCAACAAUCAGAAUAAGCUGAUGUCACAGCUCUCGGACCAAAUCAACAUCAUCCAGAAUUCGGUCCGUGGCACUUCGAGGAAUGAGCUAGUGUUGGAUUCAUUGGCUAGUAACAUCACUGAGUUCGUAUACGAACCGGCGAAUCAGUGCACCUUCGACUCGUGGUUUUCUCGUUACGCGGAUCUCUUUGAGAAAGACGCGGCACAAUUGGACGAUGCCGCCAAAGUACGUCUUCUUCUUCGGAAACUCAACCCAGCGGCUCAUGAGCGCUACACGUCAUACAUCUUGCCGAAACUCUCCAAAGAGUUCUCCUUUGACGCAACUGUCACGAAGCUGAAAGCCAUCUUUGGAACACCAGUGUCUACUUUCCAUCGUCGAUAUCAGUGUUUACAAACAAUCAAAGACGAAAACGAAGACUUCAUCAGUUAUUCGUGCAAAGUGAAUCGUGCUUGUGUGGACUUUAAACUGCAAGAACUCAAAGAAGAUCAGUUUAAGUGCCUAAUUUUUGUGUGCGGGUUAAAAGCAGCAAAAGACUCUGAUAUUCGAAUGAGACUGUUGUCGGAGAUCAAUGAAACACAUGAUAUCACGUUGGAAAAAGUAGUGGAGGAGUGUAAAAGUGUUUUGAACCUGAAACAAGACACAGUGCUAAUUGGAAAUCAGCCAUCCACCUCCACCUGUGCAUCGCAAGCUGUUCGGACGGACCAUCAGCAGCCGAAAAGUCGGAAAUUCGACGAGCGAAUUCCCAGUGGCAAUCCGAAAUCACCGUGCUGGGCUUGCGGCGGGAUGCAUUUUUCCAACGAGUGCAAUUUCAAAGUGCAUAAGUGUCGGGAGUGCAACAAAGUAGGCCACCGUGAGGGUUACUCCGCCUGCUUCUCAUCGAAAGCCCGACCGAAGCAACACAACAACAAACAACGUUUCAGCAAAAGUGAAAAGCGUUACAACAAAAGUGUUUCUGUUGGAAGCGUAACACACGGACGUCGUUACACACAAGUGGAAAUCAAUGGGGUUCCAAUUCAGCUCCAGCUCGAUUCAGGUUCCGACAUAACAAUAGUUUCGGAAGCGAAUUGGGCCAAAGUCGGGUGUCCCCCUACAACCCCACCUGAUUGGGCAGCCAAAACAGCAUCCGGAAGCAAGCUAAAUUUAACAGCUAUGUUUUCGGCAACCAUCAGCAUUGGCGGCGUGAAGAAGCGGGGUAAGUGCUACAUGAGUGGAGCUAAGCUCAAUCUGAAUGUGUUGGGGUCAGAUGCUAUGGAUCAGUUCGGCCUUUGGGAUGUUCCGCUGUCAUCCAUCUGCAAUCUAGUGAACAGCCAAGAAGAAGACAGUGACAUCGCUGAACUCAAAUCAGCUUUCCCUGAUGUGUUUUCCAAACGUAUGGGACUUUGCCAGAAAACACAAGUGCAUCUUACCCUGAAACCUGAUGUCAAGCCCGUGUUCAAACCGAAAAGGCCUGUUGCAUAUAGCAUGGAAGAAGUAGUGGAAAAUGAACUUCAACGUCUCCAGGAUCUGGGAAUCAUUACCCCUGUUUCCUACGCCGAUUGGGCUGCGCCCAUUGUUGUUGUUCGAAAACCGAAUCGCUCAAUUCGGAUUUGUGCUGAUUUUUCCACCGGUCUUAACAAUGCACUAGAGCCCAAUAGCCACCCACUACCAUUACCCGAGGACAUCUUCGCCCGAAUGGCAAAUUGCACCAUCUUCGGGCACAUCUAUUUGUCCGACGCAUACCUUCAGGUGGAGGUGGAUGAAGAAAGCCGGAAGCUGCUUGUCAUCAACACCCACAAAGGACUGUUCCGGUUCAACCGCCUUUCUCCGGGAAUAAGAACUACUCCCGGUCAAAUCCAGCAUCUUAUGGACGCCAUGCUCAGUGGUCUGCAGCACACCUGUCCGUAUCUCGAUGACAUCGUGAUUGGCGGACGUAAUCGGAAGGAGCUGAAACAGAAAAUCUCCUUGGUUCUGCAAAGGUUGCAGGAGUACGGAUUUACGGUGAAGAUAGAAAAGUGUCGGUUUUUCAUGAGUCAGAUUCGAUAUCUGGGUCAGCUUCUGGAUGCCGAAGGAAUUCGACCGGACCCGGACAAAAUUUCUGCGAUCACCAACAUGCUCCCUCCUCACGACGUCCCCACUCUCAGGUCUUACCUGGGAGCAAUUAAUUACUAUGGGAAAUUCAUCCGGGAAAUGCGCACAUUACGUCAGCCGUUAGACGACCUGCUCAAGAAAGGUACAUCGUUUCGAUGGUCGGAGGAAUGUCAGCGCUCCUUCGAUCGUUUUAAGGUUAUCCUUCAGUCCCCACUCUUGCUCACCCAUUACAAUCCGGCCAUGGAUAUUGUGGUUUCCGCAGACGCUUCGAAUGUGGGCAUUGGAGCUCGGAUUGCGCAUAGAUUUCCUGAUGGUUCCGAGAAAGCAAUCUACCACGCUUCUCGAAGUUUAACUCCCGCUGAAACAGCGUAUGGCCAGAUUGAAAAAGAGGCUUUGGCCCUGGUUUACGCUGUUACUAAGUUCCACCGUAUGAUUUAUGGAAGACAUUUUAUUCUUCAAACGGACCAUAAACCGCUUUUAGCGAUUUUUGGGUCCAAGCAAGGCAUCCCGGCUUAUACCGCCAACCGUUUGCAACGGUGGGCCCUUACAAUGUUGCUGUACGAUUUUAAAAUUGAGCAUGUUUCUACUGACCAUUUCGGGCAUGCUGACAUUUUAUCUCGCUUGAUUAAUAACCAUGUUAAACCUGACGAAGAUUUUGUGAUUGCCUCUAUACAGCUAGAAACGUCUAUCUUCACAAUCGUGGAUCAGUCGGUUGAGUUUCUGCCGGUCACAUACCGAGUGAUUGCCAAAGAGACUGAAAACGACCCGACUCUACAGAAGGUGCGGCAACAUAUCCUCAAAGGCUGGCCGGAAAACAAAAAUAACAUCAACUCCGAACUUCAACCUUUCUACGUUCGGCGUGACUCUUUUUCCAUUGUUCAACGUUGCCUCAUGUACGGAGAAAGAAUAGUGAUCCCUAAGACGCUCCAGCAGCGUGUGUUGAGCCAGCUUCAUAAGGGUCACCCAGGAAUCGAUCGUACUCGGUCCAUUGCUCGAAAUUACGUGUACUGGCCGAACAUCGAUGACGACAUCACCAACCUAGUACGCGCUUGCAAGGAUUGCGCGUCAGUGGCCAAAACUGAUAAGAAAACAUCGCUCAAAUCUUGGCCAAUUCCGGAAAAACCCUGGCAGAAAGUACACGUAGACUUUGCAGGCCCCGUCGAUAGUACUUACUUCCUAGUGCUUGUCGACUCUCUUUCCAAGUGGCCCGAGGUGGUAGUAACCAAGCGGAUUACAACAACGGCCACAAUUGAAAUUCUUCGCAACAUCUUCUCCCGGUUUGGCAUGCCGGAAGUGCUGGUGUCAGACAAUGGCACACAAUUCACCAGUGAGCUGUUUGAAAAGUUCUGCGAUACAAAUGGCAUCCUACAUCUCAAGACGGCUCCCUACCACCCGCAAAGCAACGGACAAGCCGAAAGGUUUGUCGACACGUUUAAAUGCACCGUGAAGAAAAUUCGAGCAGGAGGGGAAGGACUUCAAGAAGCUAUCGACACCUUUCUGCUCUGCUAUCGAGCGACACCUUGCCGGAGUGCUCCCAACGCAAAAUCACCUGCCGAAAUACUACUGGGCAAGCGUCUCAGAACAUCGUUGGAGUUAGUUCUUCCGCCCAGUACUUUUGGCGAAAGCAACUUCAAGCAAAAUCUGUAG